Molecule: messenger RNA, 699 nt
Organism: Mercenaria mercenaria
Lineage: Eukaryota; Metazoa; Mollusca; Bivalvia; Venerida; Veneridae
Product: heat shock 70 kDa protein 12A-like
Exons: 1
Coding region: 1-699 (232 amino acids)
Molecular function (GO): ATP binding; ATP-dependent protein folding chaperone
Source: RefSeq, a predicted model, not a curated record
AUGAGGAUGAAGGUUGGGCUUGUUGAGAAAUUAUUUACAAAGGUCACCGACAACAUCGUCAAACAUAUCAAGAACAUUAUCUCAAGGACAGACGCUGGGAAGAAGAUAUCUCUCAUGUUGAUGGUUGGAGGGUUUUCGGAAUCCCCUUUUGUACAAAAAGUGAUGAAAACAGAGUUCACUGAAAAGACGAAAGUUAAGGUUCUUAUUCCGCAACAAGCUGGAAUUGCUGUUCUCAAUGGGGCUGUGCUUUUUGGUCGCAUGCCUGAGGUUGUUACAAGUCGUGUCAUUCGGUAUACAUACGGGGUAAAAAUUGUACGAAAAUUUCAAAAAGGAAAAGAUCCGGAAAACAAGAAGAUCCCAGGUGAUCCAACACAGUGUUUCGACGCUUUUAAACCUUUCAUGAAAGAAGGAACAUCAGUUGAGAGAGGCCAUAAAGUGAUACAAGCUUAUUCAACAAGCCGACCUUUCCAAGACGAAAUGGGCGUGAACGUUUACACAGCGUCGGGUUUCGUUCCGGAGUUUGUGACAGAAGAUGGUUGUCGACUUCUAGGAACUUUGAGGGUUAAAGUGCCCGAUCCAUCGGCAAAGACAAGGAAGCUUGUGGUUAUUUUCAGGUUUGGAAGUACCACACUUGCUAUGCUUGCUGUAGAAGAGGACAGCAAAAAAGUGUGCGCUACAGUGUUUGGACUUCCAGAGUAA